AUGUUUGUAAAAAGAAGAGGUGAAAAGUUCACAAUAUUGAUUGUUUAUGUCGAUGAUAUUGUGAUAACUAGCAACGACACAUAUGAGAUUGCAGAUGUUAAACAGAGACUUGCUUCUGAAUUUGAGAUGAAAGAGCUGGGAAAACUACAGUAUUUUCUUGGUAUUGAAGUCUCUAGAUAUUCGGGUUUGUUAGGAUAUAGACCUGCAGAUUCUCCAAUAGAAGCAAAUCAUAAGCUGUGUGGAGAUGUUGGUGGCAUUGACGAUAGACUUCAGUAUCAAAGAUUAGUUGGACGGCUCAUCUACCUCUCACACACAAGACCAGAUAUAGAAUAUACAGUGGGAGUUGUGAGUAGAUACAUGCAUGAUCCUAGUCAGCCUCAUUUGGACGAACUUUAUAUCAUAUUAAGGUAUCUAAAAGUUGCUCCUGAAAAGGAAGUGAUGUUUACUAAAAACAAUCAUCUCGGGGUUGAGAGUUAUACUGAUGAUGUAGAUUGGACUGGAUGUCUAGAUGAUAGACGUUCCACUUCAGGAUAUUGUACAUUUUUUGCAGGAAACUUAGAUACUUGGUGA
Daucus carota subsp. sativus is the source of this 570-nucleotide messenger RNA. RefSeq lists its product as uncharacterized. NCBI's taxonomy places the organism in Eukaryota, Viridiplantae, Streptophyta, Magnoliopsida, Apiales, Apiaceae. The record is from RefSeq and is a predicted model, not a curated record. Bases 1 to 570 code for a protein of 189 amino acids. The transcript is spliced from 2 exons.